Messenger RNA from Geodia barretti, 2804 nucleotides. NCBI's taxonomy places the organism in Eukaryota, Metazoa, Porifera, Demospongiae, Tetractinellida, Geodiidae. The record is from the annotation of a GenBank genome assembly.
CAUCUUCCCCUCGUCCUCAUAAACAGUAUUUUGCCGAGUCAGCACAUAGGUGUGACGUGACACACCCCCGCGCUUCGUUGUAGUUAUGGCGCUACGAGAACUGAAGAUAGAGCUCGAGCUAAGGUGUUCUUCCGAUGACACUGUUACGCAACAGACCCUCCUGUUCAGCCCAAUUCCAGAAACCGUAGCCGACAUCAAGCAGCGAAUUGAACAAGAGCUCUCCAUCCCCAAAUCGUGCCAGAGUCUCUUCCUUCCGGCCGGCGCCGACGACGCGCUUCUCGAUACGGAGAGCGUGGCCAGUCUUUACGUACGCAGCGGCGACGCAGUUCGAGUUGCCUACUUAGACAAGGCGGACAUCGUGCAGAUACGGAGCGCCGUCGAGCGCUCCCUUCGUCCCGUGCGGCGGCUCCUUCAAGCGAACUCCUCGCUCGAGAAGGCCAGAAAGAUCCUGAAGCGACGAGACUCCGACGCCCUCCUCGCCUCGUGCCAGAGCGCCCUGCAUGAACUGAGCUACAAGAGCCUCCUGCCAUGGGGCGCGUCUCGCACCGAAGCCAACCGGCGCUACAUGCUGCAAGAAGGCGUGGUAGACCUGGUGAUGGAUAUCUACGCUAUCUUGCUCCCCUUGCCGUGGGACUGGAGGGGCCACUCGCUCCAGAACCUGGAGAUUUGCUGCCUAACGUUCCUGUGGAACUUUUCCGAAACAAGGAAUGCGCGACAGCUGGUGGUCGGCAAGGGGGGAUUUGACAUGAUGCUCAAGUCUCUGAUGCACCAGUCAAGCGAGGAGUUUCUGGAGAAAUACGUAAUGCACGACAUAUUUGAUGUUGCCGUCGGAUGCCUUUCAAACAUAUGUGAGUUGGAGUGCUGUCAAGCGCCUAUGUCUAAGAACACGCCGGCUCUCCAACGCCUCCUCCACUUUGCUCUUCACGGUCCCUCCGUCAACCUCUUCACCAAAAUGCUCAUUGCCAACCUCUUCUUUCGUCUCUCACACGGUCGCGACACGCACGAGUCUCUCGUGGAAAAAUCAAUCCUGGAAAAGUUGCUCCGUUUUGCUUCCGACAGCACCAAUGUCUUGAUAAGGUAUAUCCUAGGAUUGACGUACGCUCGGCUCAUUCUCUUCUCGCGGGACAGCCUUGACCAAGAGAGUCUGCAGCAAAUGAUUGAGUUCAUGAAGCAAUUUCUGCUACAACUGAAGCCGACCACUGUGACCCAGCUAGAAGAACGCUACCAGUACAACUGGAUCACAAUGCGUCCCUUUGUGGAUGCAUUUUACAGCUAUGGAGUGGAAACAGCGAAACUGAGCAACUCGCGUUUACAUAAAUCGCAGCCUUCUGAGACUUGCACUGAAGAAUCAACUUUACCCUCGGUUCCAGUGUCCUCCCUUGCAACUAGUGUUAGCAUUGCGUACCUCUUGUUUGCUCUGAAGGUUGAGACGGGAAGGACUAUAAACACUGAGCUGCUGGUACGCCAGGACUUGCUGGAGUAUGUAACGAUGCUGGACUGGGGAUUGGACCGUGGGUGGAUGACCCAGUGUGUGCAGCUGCAGGAACAAGUCACGAAAGUCUGCGACAAGCUCCCAGUCCCACGGCUCUCUCAGAUUGCAAGGGCGAAGCUAGCACGCAGUGCGAAAGAGUACUCUGGACAGAUAACGUCAUAGUUUGCUAUAAUAUACAAUGCAUUUCAUGCUCUAGUCAGGUUAUUCAAGAUGGCUGGUUUGUCAGAAGUAUGAAAUCUUAGGGCACUCACUGCUUCUUCAGCUAUAGUCUCAGGGAUAACGAUAAUACACAUGAGCUAAUCGUCAAUGGGUAAACCCCAGAGAGGUAUAUAUGUGGGUAAACCUCAGAGAGGUAUAUAUGUGGGUAAACCCCAGAGAGGUAUAUAUGUGGGUAAACCCCAGAGAGGUAUAUAUGUGGGUAAACCCCAGAGAGGUAUUAUAUGUGGGUAAACCCCAGUAGGGAAGGGAUACAUAGCAAGAUGUAAAACUUGCAGCUAAGCAGUGGCAACAUACGACAACUGACAAAUUAUUACACUGCAUAAUUGCUAUUAUCCCUCUGUGAUAUGGCUUCCUUCCUCCGUCAUUACCAUAGGAUCAUAUGCGGACAAGAAGAUGAAAAUAGGGUUCACACUACUUUCAAUAUUUACACUCUCUGCAAUGUUCACAGUUGGAGAGGGAGUCUCAGAGCUCCUCAAAAACAGAAAAACCCUCGUGUGCCACGAACUGGAUCUAUUCACUCAUGGAGGAAUGGUUUUUCUAUUCACAACGUCCAUUAUUUUCGCAACUGUGUAUUUCUUGAUAUACCUGAUGUACUUGCUUGGCCUUUCCAAACGCUGGGAUUUCCCAUCCAAGAAGUCAUUCUAUCGCUAUGCCAUGGUGCUGUCGCUGAUCAAUAUCCUGCAAGCUAUUGGUAGCAUGCUGUGGUACACCGGGAGGAAUAGACGAGCAAGUGGAAGUGCUGGAAUAUGCAUUACAUCGCUAACUAACUUUGUCUAUCUCACAACAUUUGCACCCGUCGUAUAUUGGAUCUUCCUCAAAAACUACUUCAGAAUGAACAAAUUACCACCUACUGAAAGACCAGGUGAAACAACACCAGCUAUCAAUACGUCAGAAGAGCCAAGUCCAACCACUAAGAAACGGUCCACCAGCGUGCGGUUUUCCAAGCCCUACCUUAUCUCCAAAAGAAGCAGCUACUUUGAAGAGCAAACAAUGUUGGAAGGAGAUCUGGAGUCUUCUGUCAGUUCCUACGGUAGCUUCAGAGACGAGGAAACUUUUUCCAGAUUAGACAAAUGAUAUUUUAUACCACACGUCA